CUGAAUAGAUGUUUGCAAAAAUGGUAUAUAAUAUUUAUGUGUUUUCUGUAGUUUAUAAUCAUCUGUUUAAGUUCUGCAACCUCACCACUAGCUGCCGCCCUGCACACUGGACCUUUAAAGUCUUCAGCAAACUCCACUUUUCAGCCUUAAAUGAUUUGCAGAUGAUCUGGCAGAGAAAAUAUUAACCACAGCCAGGCUGCAGGGGGCUGGUUCUGUGUGUCCAAAAGUGCAUUAACCCUUGUUGCAAAGUGACGUCCGAAGGUCACUGAACACUGCCUGUGCAACUGAAGAGUCUCCACAUGAGCAUGGACAUCGCCGCAGUGAAUGCUCUCCCUUAUGAGGAUUUUGUGAAUAUUUUGGGGAACGUGGUGGAGAGAUGUCCCAUUAUAACAGCUGCUGUGUGGUCGAGGCGUCCCUUUUUGAGCGUUAGUGAUUUGGAGGGUGCAAUCAGUGAGUUCAUCGAUGCUCUCCCAGAAUCAGGCAAAGAGGGGAUCCUCAGGUGCCACCCGGACCUCGCGGGCAGGGACCUCCAGAGCGGCACCUUGACCCGUGAGUCACGCCAGGAGCAGGCAGGCGCCGGGAUGGAUGCACUGAACUCCGCGGAAGCCUCGCGCAUGGCCCGGCUCAACCAGGAGUACAAGGAGCGCUUCGGGUUCCCGUUUGUCAUCUGCGCCCGGAUGAACGACAAGGCGAACAUAUUACGGCAGCUGUUCGAGCGCUGCCAGAACGAGCGCGCGGUGGAGAGGGCGCGCGGAAUAGAAGAGGUGAAGAAGAUAUGUCGCCUGCGUCUGCAGAGUCUCGUGCUCACUGACGCACCAAACAGGCUAUGAAAAUGUAAUAACUGGAUUUUUAUAUGUACUUCUGCUGUGCCGGUGUAAAGAGUAAAGACUGCCAUUGCUCCAAGGCAUGUAUAGGCUGUGAUAUUUACUUUAUUCCAAAUUUAUCAUGUGUUAUUCAUGCAUCAUACUGUACAAUGAAUUCUGCAAUAAAAUAUGUGUUGAUUCUAAUUUAA
Messenger RNA from Epinephelus lanceolatus (giant grouper), 1012 nucleotides. RefSeq names its product ureidoimidazoline (2-oxo-4-hydroxy-4-carboxy-5-) decarboxylase (gene urad). NCBI's taxonomy places the organism in Eukaryota, Metazoa, Chordata, Actinopteri, Perciformes, Serranidae. The record is from RefSeq and is a predicted model, not a curated record. Gene Ontology annotation, molecular function: 2-oxo-4-hydroxy-4-carboxy-5-ureidoimidazoline decarboxylase activity. Gene Ontology annotation, biological process: allantoin metabolic process; urate catabolic process. Gene Ontology annotation, cellular component: peroxisome.